Messenger RNA from Paramecium octaurelia, 782 nucleotides. NCBI's taxonomy places the organism in Eukaryota, Ciliophora, Oligohymenophorea, Peniculida, Parameciidae. The record is from the annotation of a GenBank genome assembly.
UGAAAAAUGAGUUUUCCUAACUAAGAUUACCUAGCAAUGCUCAAAGCUAAGCCCCAAGUGUACCCUCAAAUGUAGCCCACUCCAUAGACUCAAAUGAUUUACCCAAAUCCCUAAUAUAUGUAUGUAACAACAUAAUUUACCCACAUUCUUAUACCUUCUAUACAUUAUUGCUUAUGCUAUUAUGAAAAUCUAGGCAACCUUGCAUCAACUAUAUGCCCUAAUACUUUAUGAUGCAACAAUUACAACAAAUGCAGUAAAUGUAAUAAAUUCCACCCAUGGCUUCUAUGGGUGCUCUGCGCAUGCCAUUGAUGCCUUCAUAGACUCAAAUACAACCUCUUUCUCAGAUGGUUAUGCCUUUUCCAAUUUAGCCUCCUAUCCCAGCUUAACCAAAAACAGAUUAGAACUUGCCUGUCUAGGUAAAGGGCACCAAGGUGAAGUUAAACCUCAAAAUGAUAAAGGACAUACCCUAAGAAGAGGACAGUGUACUGGAUUAUGACGAAAUCAAAAAGCAAAGUGGAGAUCGCCAAUUUAUCAAUUUAAAGAGAAAACGUAGACUUCUAGAUUAGUAAGAUGCGCCUUUAAUGUAAACACGCAGACGUAGCGAACAAUCCUAAUGUAAGACAAUCGCUAAGCAAUUAGAUUUAGAAAUUAGAGAAAUGCUGAAUGUAGAUGACAAAGACAUGACACUUAUAAUGGAGGCUUACCCUGACACAAAAUCCCUGCUCCAGGAAUUAAGGAAUGGAAAUUUAAAGUAAGAGAUAGAGGAUCUAUUACUCAAAUGA